GUGACGUGGGACGCUGGCUCUGUCACGUGACUGUGUGUUUCUCUGCUAACAACAUGGCUGCGGAGGAUCUGCCGUCUGAUUUUGACGUCGUCAUUCUGGGCACAGGUCUUGCUGAGUCGGUGGUAGCAGCAGCUUGUUCCAGAGUUGGACAGAGAGUUCUUCACCUCGACAGGAGGAGUUACUAUGCAGGGAACUGGGCCAGCUUCACCUUUAACGGCCUGCUCACCUGGAUACAACAACACCAUGAGGAGCCUCACCCGGAGGAGGAGGUCCAGGAUUGGUCGAGCUUGUUGGAGGAAGGGGAGGAGCUGAUCUGUCUGUCGAAGUCAGACUCCGCCUCCGUCAGUAACCUGCAGGUGUUCUGUUUCGCCAGUGAGGAAGAUGAGGAGGAGGAGGCUCCAAACACCACAGAAGAAGAAAAGGGAGGAGGAGCCGAUGAAGAGGAACAUGUGAAAGAAACAGCAGAGGGAGAAACUGCAGAUUCAAAAGAAGAAGAAACAAAAGAGAAGCGACAGGAAACAGCAGACAGACAGGAAGCAGAAGAAGAAGAAGAAGAGGCAGCCCAGGUGGAGGGGGAGGAGCCUGAUGCAGGUGAGUCACGCCCCUCUGCUGCUCCCAGCCAAUCAGGGCCAACCAGGAAGAAGAUCAGCUACGCUCAGCUGGUGAAGGAAGGACGCAGGUUUAACAUCGACCUGGUUUCCAAGCUGAUGUAUUCUCGCGGCUCAUUGGUCGAUCUGCUCAUCAAAUCAAAUGUCAGUCGCUAUGCAGAGUUCAAGAACGUCACCAGGAUACUCACUUAUCGCCACGGAAACGUGGAACAGGUGCCCUGCAGCAGAGCCGAUGUGUUCGCCAGUCGUCAGCUGACUGUGGUAGAAAAGAGGAAGUUGAUGCGUUUCUUGACGUCUUGUGCGGAGGAGACAGAGGAGCAGCUGGCCUACAACGGUCGGCCAUAUUUGGAGUUCCUGCAUGACCAGCAGCUUGGUGACAACCUCCAGCACUUCCUGCUCCACUCCAUCGCCAUGGCAACAGAAGACACACCCACAGAGGUGGGCCUCGCCUCCACGCGUCACUUCCUGCGCUGCCUGGGUCGCUAUGGCAACACGCCCUUCCUGUUUCCUGUCUACGGCCUUGGAGAGAUACCCCAAUGUUUCUGUAGGAUGUGUGCUGUGUUUGGAGGAAUCUACUGUCUGAGACACUCAGUCCACUGUCUGCUGGUCGACACGGAAACCAACAGGUGUAAGGCGGUGAUUGACAGCCGCGGACAGCGAAUCAGCUGCAGCCAUUUUGUGGUUGAGGAUAGCUACGUGCUGGCGGAGCGGAAGAGGGUGGCCACACCCACCAGGUGUAUCUCCAGAGCUGUUGUGAUAACUGACGGCUCCGUUCUGCCCGGCAACUCCGACCAACAGGUUUCCAUGGUAACGGUCCCUCCAAUAGAAGCAGGGUCUCCGGCGGUGAAGAUGGUGGAGCUGUGUCCGUCCACGAUGACCUGCAUGCCGGGAACAUAUUUGGUCCACCUCACCUGUCAGUCUGUUGGCUCCGCCUACGAGGACCUGUCGCCGGUGGUUACCAGGAUGUUCCGCACGCCAGAGUCACAUGACCAAGACGAGCGUCCGUCUGUCCUCUGGUGUCUCUACUUCAACAUGGCCGACGGUUCCAGUGUGGAGGUCGAAGGUCACGACCUGCCGUCUAACGUGUACGUUUGCUCCGGACCGGACGGCGGUUUGGGACACGAACACGCCGUCAGACAGGCUGAGUUCAUCUUCCAGAAGAUUCUCCCCGAGGAGGAAUUCUGUCCUCCGGCUCCGAACCCUGAAGACAUCAUCUACGACGGAGAAAACACCUCCUCCUCCGCCGGGGAGGAGAUGAAGGAGGAGGAGGAGGAGGAGGAGGAGGAGAAACAGGAGAUGAAGGAGGAGGAGGAGAAACAGGAGAUGAAGGAGGAGGAGGAGGUGUUGGAGCAGCAGAGUCUUCAGACUGAGGAGUAACAUGCAAAUAAAGUGUCUAAAUACAAACGCCAAACCUCCUGCAGUGCAUUGUGGGUAACAGUUGCCUUCAGUUAUUGUUUUAAAUCUUUAUUAUUUUUCUAUGAUUUGUGUUUUUUUUC
Molecule: messenger RNA, 2104 nt
Organism: Thunnus maccoyii (southern bluefin tuna)
Lineage: Eukaryota; Metazoa; Chordata; Actinopteri; Scombriformes; Scombridae
Gene: chm
Product: CHM Rab escort protein
Exons: 17
Coding region: 54-1985 (643 amino acids)
Biological process (GO): small GTPase-mediated signal transduction; intracellular protein transport; protein geranylgeranylation
Cellular component (GO): cytosol; nucleus; cytoplasm
Molecular function (GO): GDP-dissociation inhibitor activity
Source: RefSeq, a predicted model, not a curated record